UUUUCGAUCUCGCGACAUUUUACWACAAGCAAUAUGGCGGCGCCCUCUCGUAGAGAAGUCUAGCGAGGAGGAAAGAAACGUGAGUUUAUAACACAGUUUAUGUAUCUAGACCGUCGUAUUUUUGUCGUCACAUCGUCUCAGAGAGACUUUUACGGAGAAAGAUGGGAUUCGAGCGUCUUCUGUGCGGAGCUCUGGAGCGAUACUCCGGUCRGUUUCGACUCGGUAACAUUCAGCAGAAAGUUCGACUCUUCGCGUCCAAGUCGACCAGCAGCGUGUCCACCCGGCUCUUUGGCGGUUCUGGACUGUUCUCCUGGGUAUUUGCCAACCCAGGCCGCCAGGUGCUUGCACCCCGCCGCAGUUUCUGCACCUCCACCCUGGCCUCCAAGGACGUCACCCUGUUCGAGCACGACAAAACCCGCUUCUUCCGGCUUCUGUCGGCCUUCUGUGGAGGACAGUUUAUCUUCUGGACGUAUAUGUCUCACUUCGCUUACACCGGGCUCAAAGACACGGGCGGAACUAAAGGGAAAGCUAGAGCUCUCACCACCACGGGACUGGCCGGGAUAUGGAGCUUCGAGAUGAACUUGGGCUCAAACGCCUGGAGAUACGGCUUCACCCUGGGAUGCCUGGUUAUAGGUGCGGGGAUAGUCGGGCUUGGACUUCUGUUUUGCCGGCGAUCUGUCAAUAAGGUGGUCCUACAUAAGGGUGGGAGGAUGGUGACAGUCUGCACACAAUCCCCUCUGGGUCCAGGCCGAGGCAGGACCAUGACUGUCCCUCUGUCCCAGGUGGCUUGUCACGCCCACAGAGAAGAAUCUCCCUCCUUCAUCCCUCUCAAAAUCAAAGGAUACAGAUUGUACUUUCUUCUGGACAAAGAAGGGAUCAUUAACAACACCAGGCUGUUUGAUGUCACCGUGGGAGCAUACAGGGCAUUUUAAUAUGUUGUUAAAGAGCUGGGAAAAACUGUUAUAGGCUCUGCUCUUCCUCAAACUGAGCUUUGGUUGUUUUUCUUCAGGCAAAUAAAAUAUCUGAACUCAAA
Molecule: messenger RNA, 1033 nt
Organism: Austrofundulus limnaeus
Lineage: Eukaryota; Metazoa; Chordata; Actinopteri; Cyprinodontiformes; Rivulidae
Gene: tmem223
Product: transmembrane protein 223
Exons: 1
Coding region: 162-932 (256 amino acids)
Biological process (GO): nervous system development
Cellular component (GO): mitochondrion
Source: RefSeq, a predicted model, not a curated record